Molecule: messenger RNA, 3439 nt
Organism: Alosa alosa (allis shad)
Lineage: Eukaryota; Metazoa; Chordata; Actinopteri; Clupeiformes; Clupeidae
Gene: paqr3a
Product: progestin and adipoQ receptor family member IIIa
Exons: 7
Coding region: 321-1220 (299 amino acids)
Cellular component (GO): membrane
Molecular function (GO): signaling receptor activity
Source: RefSeq, a predicted model, not a curated record
CACUUGUUGAUGUCCUUUGUGCAUAUUCUGCGCAGGCAAUAUAAUAAGCGUACUAAUGGUCCUCAUUCUUUUCCAGACUGCCCUGUUGGCCUGGCUAACGCAAAACAGGCUAUCUGUUUCUUCACUUUCCUUACCUAAACCGUAAUCUUAGCUAGCCUGUUUUAAAGGGAUUAUGAAGAGCAACUCUGAGACAAGAAAAUGAAUCGCGACUCUGAGAGGGUAUUCUGAAUUCAAUCAAUAUGAGCUGCUCGACGGCACGCUUUGCACUCACAGUGAGUUUAAAGUCCAGAUUUGCGUUGUGUCUGUGAGAUGCCCUAACCAUGCCGCAGAAGCUGCUCAAGAGUGCGCAGUACAUCGAGCUUGGUAGCUACCAGUACUGGCCGGUCAUUGUACCCAGAGGCAUUCGGCUUUACACCUACGAGCAGAUACCCGGCUUCCUUAGGGAGAACCCGUAUAUCACGGAUGGCUACCGAGCCUACCUGACCUCCAGGCUUUGCAUCAAAAGCCUCCUCAUCCUGUCCAAUGAGACGGUGAACAUCUGGAGUCACCUGCUGGGCUUCCUGAUGUUCCUGACACUGGCCCUGCACGACAUGACCACUAUACUGCCCGCCACUGGCGCCUCCAGGGAAGACUACGUCAUCCACGCCAUCGGACUAUUCUGCUUCCAGGUGUGUGUGUGUGUGCAUGUUGUGCUCGGUGGGAUACCAUCUCUUCUGCUGCCAUCGCUCAGAGAAGACCAGUCGCCGCUGGAUGGCGCUGGACUAUGCUGGAAUCUCCAUCGGCAUCUUGGGAUGCUAUGUGCCUGGGGUCUUCUACGCCUUCUACUGCAACAAUUACUGGCGGCAGGUGUACCUGGUAGCGGUGUUGGCCAUGACGCUAGCCGUGUUCCUGGCCCAGAUCCACCCGCUGUACCUGAGCAAGCAGUGGCAAAGGAUCCGCUCCGUCAUCUUCUGCUCUGUCGCUGGCUACGGCCUCAUUCCUACAAUGCACUGGGUAUGGCUAAGCGGGGGCAUCCACUCAGAAGUUGUCCAGGCAUUUGUUCCACGUGUUCUGGUCAUGUACGUGAUCGCAGCGGCUGCCUUCCUCUUCUACGUCUCCAAAGUUCCGGAACGUUACUUCCCAGGCCAGCUGAACUACCUGGGUGCCAGUCACCAGCUGUGGCACAUGCUGGUGGUUCUGAUGUUCUACUGGUGGCACCAGUCCGUGCUCUUUAUCACUGACUACAGGCACAGCCACCCCUGCGCCAAUCACCCGCUGCACGCUUAGGCCAGCCACACCCUGUCGGUCCGUCUGUCUUCUACUGACGAGGUCAUCAACAUGAGCCUCACCUCUGCUGACCGUAGGGAUGAUGGAACUUUGAAAGGCCCUAAUUUGAAAUGAACUAGCCCUCACUUUGUGUCAGACUCUCUUGGGCCAGAAUGUUAAUAAUUGUUAGAACUUGCUUCAUACAAUCACGCAACACUAAAUAGAAGUGCCUACCAUGCCCAUCCCUACCGAUUUGCUGAGCUUCAAAGACCUGUGUGAGGGAAAGUAUUAAUAUUUAAAGGCAUAUCGAAGAUUUGUAGCUUCUACUUAAGGAAAUUAUUCAUUUUUGUAGCAAUUGGACUGUUUAAGCUAUUGUUGUCUUGUGCUUACCACUUCCUUCAGAUUGUUGAUGACGAAUUGAGAGAUUUUGUUUUUGUUUUUCAGAAGACCAUGUCGUGCUGGGCACAGUGAAACAAAUAUUAUACAUAUCAGUCUUACCUGUAAUGUACAUGUUGCCACAGGUCCACUCGUGUCUUCACAGUAGUCAGAACAAGGGCCACAAACAGCUCCCUAUUCCUCAAUGUACUUUCUCUGAAUGUCUGUCUUUGUAUUUCUGUGUUGUGAAACUGACAUUACUCAGUAGUGCAGGCCAUACAUUCAAUGUUGUGAUGCAGACCACGCCUGCCCCGUAAAGUAGUGCAGGCUACACCUGCGCUGUUCCUUCACUUUUGGGAAUGUCUGCAGUAAUAUCAAAUGCUGGAUGUUGUUAGAUACUGUGCCUGGAGCAAUAAUCAGUAUAGAGGGAGAAAUGCAUGGCAAUCACGAUGGUUUAACCAAAGACUGAAGGUGAAGGUUGAGCACAACCGGUCACAUUGGCAUGUCCAUGAAUGAUUCGAGCAACUAAAUGUGUAUUAACUGUAACACUGCUAAAAAUAUUUUUUGUUAUGUGAUCAAGUUUGGCAUUCUGCAUUUCAGUGUAUGAAUCAUACGUGUAAUGGUUUGUUUUCAUCUAGUUUUCGCAAUUUUUAUUAUUUUUUCUGACAGAGAUUGUCAGUCGAUCACAACUGCGAUUGAUGUCCUUGUUGAUUUAUCUGUUGUCCUUAGCGUACAUAAGCAUAGGCAUUUAAUGUAUACUACUGUCACUAACACGUUUAGGGUCUUGUAAGGCAGAAUUCAUAUGAUACUUUUUGGCUGCCUAGUUGCAAACGUAAUGGUGGAAAUGUAUUCUGUAACACUUAACUGUAUCUGAAUUUAUGUCCGCUAUUUAUUUAAUCUAUUUCAGUAUUUAGUUAUAAGACUUUAAAAGGAUUAUUUUGUAUUUAAAGUGUGCGUAUGUGUGUGUGAGUGGAGCAUAGCUCUGUCCAUCUACAAUUGUGGUGUUAAAAUUUAACCUUAGAACAAACAGUCACCUGAGAGCGAGAUUCUCUCUUCACAACUAGAACUAGGCCUACCAGAUGUUCUGUGUGGUACAAUGCUAAAAAUAUAUACUUCAGUAUUAUUUUAUUAGGAUGUGUUUUGGUUUUAAUUUUGUGUGAGUAUGAACUCAAGUCAUACUAUUCUGCUAAUGAACGUUUGUUUGGUUCAACCCCAUGUCUGGUGAUGUUCUGUACAUGGAAGCGUUGGGAGGAUGGGGAGGGUUUCUAAACUCCCCUUGGGCUGGCCCCUCUGCAUUACUGAACCCGGAAGCAAUCCUUCAGUAUCACUUUGAGAAUGUGCAUCACUGACACCUUCCUGUCCACACGGACAUGAGUGGACCAGAGCAGAGAUGCAUCCAAAGGCCUUUCACAACCCUCAAUCAAGAACCCUUCUAAUUAAGAACUCUUUAAUAGAACUCAAUUAAUAACCACAUGAUCCCCAGCCUGGCUUGUGAUUGGACUAUCCUUCUUCCUGUGUCUACUCUGGAGAGAAAGCCUUAAGUGUCUCACCGCUUGUGGUGUUUACAUUGGAAAGUGAAAGGAGGAAAUGGUUGGAUUGUGGAGUAAUUUAUCUUGCUGUAUGAUCCGUGUCCUGAUUGUUUAUACAGCCCAGUCUGUGUGGGACAUGUGACACACUAGACGCGGAUCUUUACCCCUAUACUGAGCUCAUCUGAUGUUUCUGUGGAUAGUCUUUUGUUUUUUUUUAUACUCAGACCUGUACCACUAUGCCACUGACUAACUUGAAUGAUUUGAAAUAAAUGGGAAACCCUUAGAAGCCA